AUGAAGACGAGUCAGCCUGUGGGACGAAGACCAGAAACUCUGACUCUCAAGUUUGAGGAUCUUCUGCAUCAGAGAUAUCAAAGUGUGGAUCUCUACAACUUCAGAGACACUGAGAGAGAGAAAGAGAGAGGGGAGAAAAAAGAAGAGGAAGCAAGGGAAAAGACAACAAGUAGGAAGGUGACAGAGAGAAGGGGGAGAAAAGAGAGGAGGAAGAAGAGAGGAGAAGGAGAUGCAGACAAGGAAGGAGAAGAAGGGGGUGAGGAAGAUGGAAGAGGAUGA
Messenger RNA from Xyrichtys novacula (pearly razorfish), 279 nucleotides. The record is from the annotation of a GenBank genome assembly. Lineage: Eukaryota; Metazoa; Chordata; Actinopteri; Labriformes; Labridae.